This is a messenger RNA of Malaya genurostris, 591 nucleotides long. Its product is annotated as protein MAK16 homolog. The record is from RefSeq and is a predicted model, not a curated record. The coding region runs from base 1 to 591 and encodes 196 amino acids. Lineage: Eukaryota; Metazoa; Arthropoda; Insecta; Diptera; Culicidae. The transcript has a single exon.
AUGGUAUUUUGCGAUCACUGUCAAAGAUGGUAUCAUUUCGGUUGUGCAGGUGUUAAAGACGACGUACGCAACAAUUCCUGGAGUUGUCCGGAUUGCGAAGCAUGUGAGUCGGAUGUUGCUGAUUCGUCUAAGCUUCAGAAAGAACUGGAACCGUUAGAGGAGGUGAAGAAAAAACAAAAACGGAAAAUUGAAAGAGAGAUGAUUUUGCACCGGAAGAGACUGCAAAUGCAGCAGGAAUUGCUUGAUAUGCGUCAGCAGCUGGAACGGGAGAAGCGGAAUAUGGAAUUGGAGUUUGAGAAGGCGCAGUUGGAAAAGAAAAUUGCGGAAGAAGAAGAGCGUCAGAAGAAUCUGAACAAAAUGCGGUCUUAUAUGAAUGAAAAGUUGAAAUUGUUGAAACUGAAGCGAACUGUUGAAAGUGAUGUUGGAGAGUUGCAGAGCAAUAAAGAAUCUGCCGUCGGGCGUGUAGAGAAGGAAGGCUCAAAGGAGAAAAGUCAAAACAGAACAAUAGCGGAGAAAGCGAAAGCAGGAAAAGUAGAGCUCGAGAAUAAAAGUCGAGAAAAGGAAAGCCGGAAUUUGCUGAUCCGAUAUUAA